Antrostomus carolinensis (chuck-will's-widow) is the source of this 593-nucleotide messenger RNA. Its product is annotated as glucose-6-phosphate exchanger SLC37A1-like. Gene Ontology annotation, biological process: glucose-6-phosphate transport; phosphate ion transmembrane transport. Lineage: Eukaryota; Metazoa; Chordata; Aves; Caprimulgiformes; Caprimulgidae. Gene Ontology annotation, molecular function: glucose 6-phosphate:phosphate antiporter activity. Gene Ontology annotation, cellular component: endoplasmic reticulum membrane. The record is from RefSeq and is a predicted model, not a curated record. The annotation marks the transcript as partial. The transcript has 8 exons.
GGGGUCAUUGAGUUCUCCCUUUGUCUUCUCUUUGCAAAGCUGGUGAGCUAUACGUUCCUCUUCUGGCUUCCCCUCUAUAUCACAAAUGUAGAACAUCUUGAUGCCAAAAGAGCAGGGGACCUUUCUACGUUGUUUGAUGUCGGUGGAAUCUUUGGUGGAAUUUUGGCAGGCCUGAUUUCAGACAAGCUAGAGAAGAGGGCAUCAACCUGUGGAAUGAUGUUAUUGCUUGCAGCACCUACAUUGUACAUGUUCUCUGCAAUCAGUAAAAUGGGCCUUGAGGCUACUGUGGUAAUGCUGCUUAUCAGUGGUGCCCUGGUGAAUGGCCCUUAUGCACUGAUCACCACUGCUGUCUCUGCUGACUUGGGUACCCAUAAAAGCCUGAAAGGGAAUGCGAGAGCCUUGUCCACAGUGACAGCGAUCAUCGACGGAACAGGAUCUGUAGGUGCAGCUUUGGGGCCUCUCUUAGCUGGUCUUAUUUCUCCAUCUGGUUGGAACAACGUGUUUUACAUGCUCAUGAUGGCAGAUGCAUGUGCCUUGCUAUUCUUACUCCGUCUUAUUCAGAAGGAACUUCGGUGUAACACAGAUCAUACCCU